CAGAAAAUUAUUUUGGCGCGCCGUAACAAAAACAACAUUUUGCAAUUUUUGCCGGUUUUCAUUUUAAUUUUGGUCUGUUUUAACAAUGCAGGCGUUUUUAAAGACUGGAAAGAUAUCUAACAAUGAUAAGCCGACAUCAUCAGGAGUUAAAACUUCUGGUAAAAAGAAGCCACCUGCGCCAUGGGUUGAGAAAUAUCGGCCGAAAACGAUCGAUGAUAUCGUCGAUCAGGGUGAGGUAGUGCAAGUAUUACGAGAGUGUUUGUCUGGCGGGGACCUGCCACACUUGUUGUUCUACGGCCCCCCCGGCACGGGUAAGACCAGCGCCAUCCUCGCUGCCGCCAGACAGCUGUUCGGAGACAUCAGCCGAGACCGAGUGCUGGAGCUGAACGCGUCCGACGAGCGCGGCAUUCAGGUCAUCAGAGAUAAGGUCAAGUCUUUCGCACAACUCACUGUGAGCAGCUCCCGGCCAGAUGGGCGGCCAUGUCCACCAUACAAGCUGGUGAUCCUGGACGAGGCGGACUCUAUGACCAAUGCGGCACAAGCGGCACUGCGGCGGACCAUGGAGCGCGAGACCCGGACCACGCGGUUCUGCCUCAUCUGCAACUAUGUGUCGAGGAUCAUCCCACCCAUCACCAGCAGAUGCUCCAAGUUCAGAUUCAAACCUUUGGCUAAGGAAAAUGUUAUUAAGAGGCUGCGUGACAUCUGUGAAGCGGAAGGAGUGGAGGUGGGCGACGGGGAGGUGCUGCACCAGGCUGUGGACACGUGCGAGGGGGACCUCCGGAGAGCCCUCACCGCUAUGCAGUGUUGCCAGAGAUUGAUAGGAAAAAUUACUGCUGAGGGACUUGUUGAGGUGACUGGCCUCGUACCUGAGAAGCUAGUGGAAGAGUACCUGAACAUCAAGAAUUACAAUGAACUUGAAAAGUUUGUCGAAAUGUUCCUCAUGGAAGCAUACUCCGCGUCUCAACUGCUGGAGCAACUGAGCGCGGCCGUGGUCACCUCAGGGCACCUCACCAACAAGCAGAAGUGUACCAUCAGCGAGAAGCUGGCCGUCUGCUCGCAUCGCCUGUUGGACGGCGGCGCCGAGGUGAUGCAGCUCACCGACCUAGGUUGUACCAUCAUUAUGGCUAAUAACAACCCUUAGAUGUAGAUGUUCAGAAGGGCUAGCACGGGGCGCAAUUAAGAAGUGACAAAAGUCCUCCGUCGCGCUCGAUCUUGAGGUUGCGUGAUGUAAGUGAGUGCAAUCUAAAAGUUUUGUCACGUGUUAAAUGCGUCCCGUACUAAUCCUUCUGGAGUAUUAUGAUUAUGAUGUUAUCACGUCAGCCGUCUGGAUAAUAGCAACCCUUAAAACUUGCUAUUCUGGAAUAUAUUGUUAUGAUUAUGAGUUGUUAUCACGUCAGCCGUCUGUCAUUUGUAAGUCUUCACGUGUCCUAUUGUUGACUUUGCUGUUAGAAUUUGAGACUAUUAAUUAACUGUGUCAAAUUGUUGCCAGUCGUACAGUGAACUCGUUAUUUGAUCAGUUGUUGAUGUCAGCUACCGAUUGAUAGAAUUUUGUUGAAUCGCCAAAACGAUGUUCUGAAUUGAAAACUUUGCCGUGUUCACUGAAUACAAUAUUGUACUUACCUAAUAUUUUAGUUUAGUAUAGUACCGUUGUGAAGAUUGUAUACUGAAGAUACCAUUCCUUUGUCUUAUUGUUGUGUGAAGUGGCCAAGCCAUUCUGUGCUUUAAAGCUAGAAUCCUAAUAAAGCUUUACUUUCUAUUCA
This is a messenger RNA of Plutella xylostella (diamondback moth), 1760 nucleotides long. Its product is annotated as replication factor C subunit 4. The record is from RefSeq and is a predicted model, not a curated record. NCBI's taxonomy places the organism in Eukaryota, Metazoa, Arthropoda, Insecta, Lepidoptera, Plutellidae. Gene Ontology annotation, cellular component: nucleus; DNA replication factor C complex. Gene Ontology annotation, biological process: DNA repair; DNA-templated DNA replication. Gene Ontology annotation, molecular function: DNA binding; ATP hydrolysis activity; ATP binding.